UGGAAUUUUAGUCAUAAAUGGAUUUUGAUUUGAAUUUUUCUCCUCUCUCAUUAAAUUAUCUCAGUAUCUAAAAGACUAUUACAUAAGAUUAAAGAGAGGAGGAAUGAGAAUUCUUGUCAAAAAUGGAAUCUUUAUAGCAAAUCCUUUUUUUUUAUAGUGUGAAAGAUUUACCCGUUUGGUUCUUGAAUCUGAUUUUGCAAAAAGGGACUUGAAGGAAGGUUGUUUGAUUUUGUAGCUGAAGAGGGUUUCUUCUGUGUUUAAGGAGGCAUUUUUGAAAGGUGUCUAUUGUGGCUGUCAUUGAUCAUUUAUGGUGUGUUUGCACAUAGGAUUGAAGGUUGAGUUGAUUCUUGAUUGAUGGGUUUGAACAAAUUGUCUUUUGAAAACAUAGUGAAACUGAUAGGACAAUUUGAGGGGAUUGUCGAAUUGGAACCUCCUCCUGAAUUGAAGAAGGAAAAGGAGAAGAAAUUUGGUACUUGUUACCAGGUUUUUUAGCCUGAUUUCGGAAAAAAAUGGACGAGGAAGCUAUUUCUUGGAUUAGGAGAACGAAAUUUUCUCAUACCAUUUGUCAUAGGUUGGAUGCAACAAGAUUGUCCAUUAGUCCUGUCAGUUUUCAGCCUAGAAGUAUUGCAGGUGCCAAAACUAGACCUGGAACAAUUUCUCUUAAUUCAAGACCGGAUCUAACUGUUAGGCAAAUUCAGCAAAACCUGAGUACAAAUAAGCAGAGGGCUCUAUCCCCUCUUCCAAAAACAAAACUUUCCGAUACCUUUAAGGAAGCUCGAUCUAGUCAGAGGAGAUUUUCGACUCCACAUCCUCAAAGGAAGGGACAUGAGAAAGGCAUUGUGGGUAAGCUAUUCCUCAAAGAUUCUCAUGAAAAGAAAACAGCUAGUUCUGGUUCUGCUGUUUCAAUGUCGUCAUUGAAGUUCAAUGACAAAUCAAAGAGCCGGAACCGGAAAGAUUCUGCAUGGACAAAGUACUUUGAUCAUAAUGGGCGCAGGGUUACGGCUGUGGAAACAGCUGAUGAAUAUACUGUUGAUCUUUCCAAGCUAUUUCUUGGGCUAAGAUUUGCUCAUGGUGCACAUAGUCAGCUUUACCAUGGAAUAUACAGGGAUGAACCUGUUGCUGUGAAAAUGAUAAAACUACCUGAUGAUGACGAAAAUGGAGAUUUAUCGACUCGGUUGGAGAAUCAGUUUACCAGAGAAGUUACUCUCUUGUCUCAACUCCACCAUCAAAAUGUCGUAAAGUUUGUAGGAGCAUGCAGAAAGACACCAGUCUUUUGUGUUGUCACUGAGUAUCUAUCUGAGGGUUCUUUGAGAGCAUACCUUCACAAGCUUGAGGACAAGUCCCUAACCUUUCAAAAAUUGAUUGCACUGGCCUUGGAUAUUGCUCAUGGAAUGCAAUAUAUUCACUCACAAGGCAUUAUUCAUAGGGAUCUCAAACCGGAAAAUAUACUUAUCGAUGAGAACUUCCGCCUGAAAAUUGCAGAUUUUGGAAUUGCUUGUGAGGAAGCAUAUUGUGAUCUUUUGGCUGAUGAUCCAGGUACUUACCGAUGGAUGGCACCGGAGAUGAUUAAACGAAAAUCAUAUGGACGGAAGGUGGAUGUUUAUGGUUUUGGACUCAUUUUAUGGGAAAUGGUGGCUGGAACCGUUCCUUAUGAAGAUAUGACACCAGUACAGGCUGCUUUUGCUGUUGUGAACAAGAAUACUAGGCCACCUAUUCCGGGGGACUGCCCUCCUGCUAUGAGAACUUUGAUCGAACAGUGUUGGUCUUUGCAACCAGAAAAGAGGCCUGAGUUUUGGCAGAUUGUGAAGAUACUGGAGCAGUUUGAAUCUUCAGUUGCACAUGAUGGGACUCUGAAUCUAGUACAAAAUUCAAUGUUUCAUCACAAGAAGGGGUUUCUUCAUUGGAUCCAAAAACUUGGAUCCGCACAUCAAAAUGCUUCAUCAAAGUCUAAGGCUUUCUCAUGAGUUCCUGGAUUAUCUAGCUUUGAUAGCUUCACCAAGUCCCGCAGUAAUUAAAGAGGUUUCUGUUCCGUUCUGCUAUGUUUUUUCUGCCUCACCAUUAUAUUAAUGCGUGAUUAGGUUGUAGAUGUGCGUCGAGGUGAAAUGCUUCUGUAAUUUUACAUGAUAGAUAACAAGGAACAUGAUCACCAGAUUUUGAGUGUGAUUGCAAAUUGCCUGUCUAUGGCUAGGAGUAACGUGACUGAAAUAAAGCUCUCUUUACCCUUUACUAA
Molecule: messenger RNA, 2230 nt
Organism: Solanum dulcamara
Lineage: Eukaryota; Viridiplantae; Streptophyta; Magnoliopsida; Solanales; Solanaceae
Product: serine/threonine/tyrosine-protein kinase HT1-like
Exons: 5
Coding region: 510-1964 (484 amino acids)
Biological process (GO): protein phosphorylation
Molecular function (GO): protein kinase activity; ATP binding
Source: RefSeq, a predicted model, not a curated record